AAACCCUACGCUUCAUUUUUGCCAUUCAAGUGACCAAUAAGAAUUCCCAGCUCCUGCACAAUCUCACGCUUGGCUACAAACUCCAUGACAAUUCUUUUAGCACCUUACGCACUUCAGAUGCCUUGCUGGACAUUUUCUCCACUGGAGACGCCAAUGUCCCCAACUACAGCUGUGGAAGGAAGGAGAACCUUCUGGCUCUUCUUGAUGGAGCUAGCAGGGACAUCUCCAUCCAGAUGUCAACCUUAGUAGGCAUCUACAAAGUCCCACAGUCCUUGCCUCAGUCCAGAUGUGUGGAAAGUUGUCCUCCUGGAUUUGCCAAGAGGGCUCAAGAAGGAGAGCCAGUUUGCUGCUACGACUGUGUUCCUUGUCUGGUGGGGACCUUCUCCACUCAGGAAGAUACUGAAAAAUGCACCAAGUGUCCGGAUGAUCAAUAUCCAAAUGAGGACAGAAUCCAAUGUGUCCCCAAAGUUAUAACCUUCCUGUCUUAUGAAGAACUUCUGGGCAUCAUCCUGGUCUCUUUUGCCCUAUUCUUGUUCCUAACCACAAGCCUUGUUUUAAUCGUCUUCAUUAAAUACCGAGAAACUCCCCUUGUCAAAGCCAACAACCGGGACCUCUCCUACAUCCUCCUGGUCUCCUUCCUGCUUUGCUUCUUGUCUUCUUCUCUCUACAUUGGUCAACCAAAGAAAGCCACCUGCCUUCUCCGACAAACGGUUUUCAGCAUCAUCUUCUCAGUCGCCAUUUCUUCUCUCUUGGCCAAAACCAUCACGGUGGUUCUAGCCUUCCUGGCCACAAAUCCAGGAAACCAAGUGAAGAGAUGGUUGGGGAAGGGUUUGGCCAACUCCAUCAUCCUGUCUUCUUCUGGUGUCCAAGUUAUCAUCUGCUCCAUCUGGCUAGGAGCUUCUCCCCCCUUCCCUGACUCUGACCUCCACUCCCAGCCUGGAGAGAUCAUCCUGCAAUGCAACGAAGGGGCCGUUGUCAUGUUCUACAUCACCCUCAGCUACAUGGGCUUCCUGGCUGCCACAUGCUUCACGGUGGCUUUCCUAGCCAGGAAUCUACCUGGGGCCUUCAACGAAGCCAAGCUGAUCACCUUCAGCAUGCUGGUCUUCUGCAGUGUCUGGGUGAGUUUUGUGCCCACCUACCUGAGCACCAAAGGGAAAUACAUGGUGGCUGUGCAGGUCUUCUCCAUCCUGGCCUCCAGUGCUGGUCUGCUGGUCUGCAUCUUCAUCCCCAAGUGCUACAUUAUCCUUCUGAGGCCUGAGCUGAACACAAAGGAGCAGCUAAGAAAUGUGGAGACAUGA
Notechis scutatus (mainland tiger snake) is the source of this 1298-nucleotide messenger RNA. The record is from RefSeq and is a predicted model, not a curated record. NCBI's taxonomy places the organism in Eukaryota, Metazoa, Chordata, Lepidosauria, Squamata, Elapidae.